AUGAUCUUAUUCAAUAAUAAAGCUAAGAUGGAACCUCAGCCUAAAAAUAGAUGGGUAAUGUCUGACUCUGAAGAGGAAGAAGAAGAAGUAAAACCUCAAGAUGAGCACAUCAUCACUUCUCUUCCCACAUUAGAAGACGCCAAAGCGCCCAAACCCAAAAAGAAAAAGAAAUCAAAGUCAAAACCUAAGGAAGAAGAAGAAAAAGUGGAUCCAAAUCUCACAACUAAGAUUGUGGCUGAACAAAAAGUUGAAGCUAAAAAUCUAAGACCAGAUGGGACAACAGCCUCUAAGAAAGAAGUGCAAAAAAAAGAGCUUGAUGAGCUUGACUCGAUUCUGCAAGAAUUUGGCUUACAGCCACAAGAUAAAACAGCUGAGCAGCAGGCACAUGAAGAAGAUAACAAGCAAAAUCAGCAGAAAGGCAAAGCUAAAUCUUCGAAAAAAGAAGUGUUUGAAAGCGUUCGGGCUGAAAUCAAUGCUCGAAAUACCAAAAAGUCUAAGAAAAAAGAUAAGAUGAAUUAUCCUAGAUAA
This is a messenger RNA of Blepharisma stoltei, 528 nucleotides long. The record is from the annotation of a GenBank genome assembly. NCBI's taxonomy places the organism in Eukaryota, Ciliophora, Heterotrichea, Heterotrichida, Blepharismidae.